GUCUUUUGAUGAACAGGUUGUUAAUUUUAAUGAGUCCCAGAAUGUGGGAACUCCUAGAGUCCUAAAUCAUUAGCUCUAGAAACAGUCUUAGGACUCAUUUGGCUGAGCCAUCUCGUUUUAUAGAAGAACCAAUUAGGGCUGACAAGAAAGAGGACUGUAAAAAUGAAAACUUGGAAUAAACUCUUUAUUCCUAAAAGCUAAAGGAGUUCUGGGCUUCCCAGGUGGUGCAGUGGUAAAGAAUCUGCCUGCCAGUGCAGGAGAUGCUAGAGACGCAGGUUGGAUCCUUGGGUUGGGGCGAUCCCCUUGAGUAGAAAGUGGCACCCCCUCCAGUAUUCUUGCCUGGAAAAUUCCAUGGGCAGAGGAGCCUGGUUGGUACAGUCCGUGGGGCCGCAAAGAGUCAGACAUGACUAAGCAUACACACACACGAAGGAGUUCUAUGAUCAUCGUUAUUAUCUUUAUCAACAAGGCCACUAAGAUUUUACAGACUUACUUCAUGGCAGGCACUAUCUAAUUAAUCACCACAUAGGUAUAUUUUUAGGGUCCCUGGUUAAUUCAUCCACCCAGCUGAUCUUUCACCUGGUCUCUUUCAUGCAUAUCAUGCCUUCAGCAAGAAGCAAGCACAUCCUGAAGUUGGCGGUUGACAGAACAUGCUCUCCUGCUCUAAGGCACAACCUCUGGGCUGGAGUAGAGAGAACUCUGCAAAGAAAUAUCCUCUGCCAUGCUGGUCCCUGACAUAGCAGACAGCAGAGGAGUCGUGCACUCUGCUCUCAAGUCCAAGGCACUGGGGAGGACUUCCAGCAGAGGAAAUGCUUUAAACACACCUCAAUUUUUGGAGCCCUGUUUGGCAUCUUUCUAUUUUUCGGUACACUGGGAGACUCAGUCCCUGGAAGUGGAUCAAGAUCGUCUGGACCUCUGAGGGCCCUUGGCAGAGACAGCCUGCCUCCUGAGCACGUCUGGAUGUGAGGGUUGAGUUCCAGCUCUGUCUCUGCCUCACUGAAUGACCAUGGGAGGUCACUGAGCCUUGGUCUUCUCACCUGCACAGGGGAAGGAUUGCAUUGAUUGGUCACUGAAGCCCCUCAGACCUCCAAUUUUCUGUCAGUCUGGAAAUCUGGAUGCAGGUAUACUGCAAUCAGACUGGAAAUAUCUUUACACGAAUACAUGGGAGGUCAUGCCUGGAUGCUAGCCAUUCUGUGUGCUGCAACACUCCCCAAAGGGGGUUUCUCCUGGACAUUUGCCUCCACAUUAAAGAUGUUUGACUGGGGCUUCCCCGGUGGCUCAGUGGAUAAGAAUCCAGCUGCCACUGCAGGAGACAUGGGUUCAAUUCCUGGUCCAGGAAGAUCCCACAUGCUGCAGAGCAGGUUCUGGCCCAUUGAGCCCCUGGAGAGCUUCCCUUCCCAGAGGAGCAAGAGGUCCAUUUGCUCUCCAGCAAGACCUCCUGAUGGGGAGGCAUCUCGGUGGGCCUGCACAUGCUCUCAGUCUUGGACUUGUACUCAAGGGUGAAAAGAAGAUCCUGAGCCUCAGCCGUCAUAGGGCCCUGAGCCUUUCCCUGGCAUCUGACUUAAUCCCCCUCCAGGGCUGGACCUUUCUCGGGUGGAUCCUCAGCGAAGACCUCUGCCAUACCGGUGACCAGUAAGACCAGAAUGACUACCACAUGAUCGUCCUCAGGCCCCGGGCUCCCCGACCAUUAUGGGCUGCUGCCUCCGACAGCUGCAGCUAUUCUCCACCUGCAUGGCCUUCUCUCUGGGGGCCAGCGUGGGCACCUGGAAGGGGGCCAUAGGUAACUGGUCCAUGUUCAUCUGGUGUUUCUGCUUUGUCCUGACCCUCCUCAUCCUCAUAGUUGAGUUAUGUGGGCUGGAGGGCCACUUCCCUUUCUCCUGGGACAAUUUUCUCAUCACCUGCAACUGCUACUCCGCCCUCCUCUGCCUCUCGGCCUCCAUCAUCUACCCCAUCAUCUACGUUCAGCUCUUGUCCAACAGCCACGACUGGGACCGCACCAUCAUCUCCACUGCAUUCUCCUGCAUCGCCUUUGUGGCUUAUGCCAUGGAUGUGACCUGGACUAGGGCCCAGCCCAACAUAAUCACAGGCUAUAUGGCCACUGUGCCAGGCCUUCUUAAGGGGCUGGAGACCAUCGUGGCCUGUGUCAUCUUUGUCUUCCUCAGCAACACCUCCCUGUACCUGCACCAGCCGGCCCUGGAGUGGUGUGUGGCCGUGUACUCCAUUUGCUUCAUCUUGUCAUCCGUGGCCAUCCUGCUGAACCUGGGCAAAUGCGACAACAGGCUGUCCAUCCCCUUCUCCAUUUUCCAGCUUGUGCUGACCCUGCUUUCCGUCCUCCUCUACACCACUGCUCUGCUCCUCUGGCCACUCUACCAGUUCAACGAGGAGUUGAGCAGGCAGCCCCAGCGGUCCAGUGAUGUGAACUGCAGCAGUGGACUCCCCACCUCUGUGUGCACCUGGGACCAACAACUGGCUGUGGUUAGUUUGACAGCCAUCAACCUGCUGAUUUAUGUGACUGACCUGGUAUUCUCUGCCCGCCUGAAUUUUAACAGCAGCUGAGGCUUUGCCCAAGGGCUCCCAGUUCCUCCCUUGUCUCACCUGAAGUUCAUUACCAAGCUCUGAUGUCCUCUUUCUGACUCUCCUCUCUCCCUUCUCACAUCCUUCUGCAUUCAUCUCACUCCCUUUCCCACUUCCUUCCCACCUUCUGCUCUAUCUCCUUCCUAUUUUCUUUGAUUGCACACGUCCUGUUUUGCUUUUCUCUUGCUUCUCUCAUAUUUUCUACAUUUCCUGUUUUUUGCCCCUUUUCUGGUCAUCCUUGGUUUUCUCAUCUCCUGUGUCCUGACCACCUCUGCCCAUUUUCCUUCUUCUGACCCAUCAGGACCUGAGACUCCUUCCUUCUCUGCCCACCACCCCCUCCCACCUCCUAAGGUGCUGACUCCAUAGCACACAGCCCUCUGUGCAGCUGUUCACACCCUGGGCCUCUGGAGGGGCCUCGUUGCCAAAACGUGUCUGUGCCCCUGGUGUAUGUGUGAUGGGUUUGGGGAUGGGGGUGUAUAACUAGGCAUUGGGUCCUCUUUCUUUGUGUACAGUGUGUCUCCCAUUUAAGUUAAAAUAAAAAAUCUCUGGAGGUCAGUAA
Messenger RNA from Cervus elaphus (red deer), 3130 nucleotides. Its product is annotated as myeloid-associated differentiation marker-like. Gene Ontology annotation, cellular component: cell-cell junction; plasma membrane. Lineage: Eukaryota; Metazoa; Chordata; Mammalia; Artiodactyla; Cervidae. The record is from RefSeq and is a predicted model, not a curated record. The transcript has 6 exons. The coding region runs from base 1687 to 2553 and encodes 288 amino acids.